AUGUUCGGCAUUCCCACCAAGGACAACAGCUUCCCUCAUCAUCCCAAUUUUGCAGCCGCGGCGGGUACUGAUGAAGCCCACGCUGAGGCAAUCAUUGUUGGGAAAUCAUUAGCCUUGAUCGGAUAUGAUAUGGUCAGCAAUGAUGAGCUAUACGAGACGGCACGUCGACAAUGGCAGGAGGAGAUUGCGCGUGAUGAUUAA
Messenger RNA from Penicillium odoratum, 201 nucleotides. RefSeq lists its product as uncharacterized. Bases 1 to 201 code for a protein of 66 amino acids. The record is from RefSeq and is a predicted model, not a curated record. The transcript has a single exon. NCBI's taxonomy places the organism in Eukaryota, Fungi, Ascomycota, Eurotiomycetes, Eurotiales, Aspergillaceae.